AAAUGCGAAAAGUUUAUAGAUCAAUAAAUGAUUUUUAAAAUGUCACGAUUUUUAUCGACCAGCAUUAUCUUGGCCGCUUUUUUUGUCGUUUGCGUCUACUCUAAUCACAACUGCACUUAUCCAUGUGGUGCAAAUGAACGCUGCAAUGCAUGCGGGAAUCUCUGUGAGACAAAAUGUUCAAACCUGGAUAGUACUGGCAAAGAUAUGGGCGCAUGUCCCUACAUAUGUAAUCCACCAGCUUGUGAAUGUGAAGCAGAAUAUGCACGAGAUGAGAGAACCGAAAAAUGUGUUCCUAAACAAUCUUGUCCUCGCCAAUGAAUUAAUCUAAUCCUUAUAAUUUUUUUUUGUCAUAAUCAAUUGUAGAAUACCUCGAAUAUGACUUUAAAUAAAUUCAAAUAAUGAAAAGAAUUAUUAUAAUU
Molecule: messenger RNA, 419 nt
Organism: Microplitis demolitor
Lineage: Eukaryota; Metazoa; Arthropoda; Insecta; Hymenoptera; Braconidae
Product: chymotrypsin/elastase isoinhibitors 2 to 5
Exons: 3
Coding region: 28-318 (96 amino acids)
Source: RefSeq, a predicted model, not a curated record